Pieris napi is the source of this 3590-nucleotide messenger RNA. RefSeq names its product myb-binding protein 1A-like protein (gene Mybbp1A). The transcript has 6 exons. NCBI's taxonomy places the organism in Eukaryota, Metazoa, Arthropoda, Insecta, Lepidoptera, Pieridae. The coding region runs from base 119 to 3490 and encodes 1123 amino acids. Gene Ontology annotation, molecular function: RNA binding; transcription corepressor activity; sequence-specific DNA binding. Gene Ontology annotation, biological process: regulation of DNA-templated transcription. The record is from RefSeq and is a predicted model, not a curated record. Gene Ontology annotation, cellular component: nucleolus.
CGAGUGCCUUAUUCCAUGUGCCAUUUCAUUUCUCAUGUCACCCAUGUGGUCUGCAUUAGACAUUCUGAAUUCAGAUGUUUUAAAUCAAGGUAAAUGAAAAUAUGAUAAAUUGGUUAAAAUGAAAGACGAAACAACGUUAGAAAAGCCGAGAAAAGAGGUGGCAUCAUCUAUACUAGAAGCAUUCGAUUCAUUAAAAUCCAAUAAACACGAUGAAAAAGUAACUGCUGGAGCCAGAAUAAUUUUGCAAUUACAAUUAAGUGAGAAUGCAAAGGAUAUACAAUACUCUUUACGAAGGAUAAUACGCAGUCUUGGAGCAAAUACACCUGAGUUAAGAACAGGUUAUUUUGCCGCACUUGUCAGCCUUUUGUCCAAGUUUCCAGACAUUACAGUUACUCAAUUAUUGGAACUAACAAAGAAAGAGUUGCAUGCAAGUGGCUCAUCUAAAAGCGAAGUUGGAGAUGUGUCUCUUGGUCAGAUACUUGUUUGUGGAGCAAUAUUUAGGUCUCAAUUAAUGCUUAAAUGUAGUGAAGAGGAACAAAAGCAAACAAUACAAAUAUUGCAAAAUGCAAGUACUAAAAAAGUAUAUUUGAGCACCAUCGCAACACUCAUACUCCUGGACUUUGUAAGAGAAAUAAGUGAAGAACAAUUUUCAAGUAUUGUGUGGCAAACUAUCAAACCUAACUUUAAAAAGGAAAUAAAGGAGCACACACUUGAUUCUCUGUAUUUUCUUUUGGUGGUCAGUUCAAAAUUUCCUAAUACAGUGAAAGUGAGAAAAUUAUGUGGGGUUCCUGAAAUACUACAUGAUGACCACAUAGCUGAUAUUUGUGAUAAACUUUUGGAGGGAAUUGACUUUUCAUCUGUAAAUCAUCCCAUCUAUGAAGAAGUAGGGAAACAAAUAGCUAAAUUGCCCCAACUUUUGACAUUUUGGUCAAAAAUUGAUGAUCAACUUAUAAAGCACAAUCGUAACAGGGAGCUUGUGGCCAUCAAUAUUCUAAAUGCUAUUCUACUAAAUCUAGACAAAAAUGUGGAAGUCAUACCAGAUUUACUAAGCAAAAACUUUUUCAAACUCUUCUUAGACUGGUUCAAAGGCCUUCAGACAGCUAGCAAAGUGAGAAAUCGUAAUGAAAAUGAAGAUGAUCAAAAAAUUAUGAUUAAAAAAGAAAAAGAAAUCCUUAAUUCACUUGUUAAAGCUUUAAAAUCUGAUUCAGUUACAAACCAUUUAAGAGUGACCGUUUUAAAGAAAUUAUUGUUUAAUCCAGGAGAGAUUAAUUUUACCGAUCUAACUGGAACUAACAUUGUUAAAUUGAUAAGUAUGGAUUUAGAUAAAGAUGGAGUUAAAAAGAUGGCUAAACUAUUGAAAAAAGUUCUUCUUAAUACUUCAAAGAAAACUGUAAAAGAAGAUGUUGAACGGCACUGGUUUAAUAACGAAAGGGUAAAAGCUGCAGAGUUGAUAUCUUUACUAGUAAGCCAUGAAGCAGUUAAAGAUGAUACAGAAUUCAAAAUUAAUUAUAUGCAGCUGUUAAUGUGUUUCGGAUUCUUCAAAAUUAGUGGUGAAGACAAUGUUGCUGUAAGCAGCGAAUUAGCAGGAUCAAUAAAAUCAUGCUUUUAUCGUUGUUUUACUUCAAGAUUCACAAAUGUGGAUAAUCUUGUGACAGUUUUAUCAGCCCUAUGUCACUUUAUAUCAAAGGUAAUGCAAAAAGAACAAGUGAAGGAAAAGUUAGAAAAACAAUUUUCAAAAGAGAACUUUGUUUGUUGGGACAUGCUGAUGGAGACAUGUGACAAAAUUGAAAAGAAUGGUUCAAAAGCUAAGGUUGACAUGGUGUUUCUUAUUUUACUUUACCAACUGGGUUUGUUCUUAUUCUCAGAACCUACACAUGUGAAGGUUGCACGCAGUUCAAUAAAAGAACUAAAAGACUGCUACGAUCACUACAAAAUGAGAAACAAGAAAUCUAAAAAAGCAAACCAGUUAACUGAAGAUGAGCCAGAAUGGAUUGAAGUAAUGAUUGAAAUAUUGUUAUCGAUACUCUCCAUUGAGUCCAGUGUUCUACGUUCAGUUGUGCAAUGUGUAUUUCGACUAUUGUGGGAAUAUCUUACACCAUCAUCAAUUGAACAAAUAAUAUCUAUAUUGGACCCUAAUAGUGAAGAGAACCCAUUGACCCAAGACAGUGAUUCAGAGGAUGAAAAUAAUGAUGAAGAAUUGAAAACUGAUGACAUAAAAGAGAAUGGCGAUGCAGUGAAUAGUGAGAAUGAUGACAGUAGCGAAGAUAGUGAUCAGAUUGACGAUGAUGAAAAUGAAGACGAUGAACUAAAAGAUCCUGAACAGCUUAGAAUAGCGAUUCAGAAGGCGUUAGGAAGUGCCGCUGUCGAUAAUGAUGCAGAAAGCAUAAAUGCAGAUGACAUAGAUGAAGAAGAAGGAAAAAAACUGGAUGAAGCACUCGCUGAAGCUUUUAAACAACACAGUCAAGGAAAAAAUAAAAAGUCAAAAAAAGAACGCAGGAACAAAAAAACGUUAUCAGAUUUUAGAAUCAGAGCAUUAGAUUUGGUUGAUAUUUACCUAGAAAAAGAUCCAUCAAUGGAUAUAUGCUUAAGUAUGAUAGCACCCCUUACUAGAGCUCUAGAAUUUUGUAUGCAAGAUAAUCAAUUAAAUGAGUUAGAAAGCAGAAUUAGAAAAACUAUAAAAACAUUAGCUAAAGUUAGGAAAUUUGCAUCCGUUGAUGGUAUUACAUUAAAUAUUCUAAGUGACUAUUUAAAAUCAAUUAUUGAAAAAGGAUCAAGAUCCCAUUUUAUGUAUCAAGCUCUUGGUGAUGUCAUAACUAAUUUCUCAAGUUUUAUUCUUCAUUGUUCACAAAAACUAGAAACCGUUACUAAAAAGUCUCCAAAAAAACAGAAUGCUUGUCCUAUAGAAGAAAUACUUAAAAACACACUUCAAGAUUUCUUUACCAACCGUAGCUGUGUAUUACCAAUAAUAUUCUUUCACAGUAUCCUACAAUUAGACUGGAAAGGCAUAUAUGAACUUGUACCUAUUAUAAUAAGUAAUGUUUUUGAUGAAAACAUCCGUCAGUUUCGUCGUAAUGAAGGUCUAGAAUUAUUGAUAGGUUUUUAUAGAGGCCUUAAUAGAAAUAAACCCAAUGAUGACAAUUUUAAAAACAAUUUAAAAGAUAUAGAAACGGAUUUCAGAAGUAAAUUGAAAGUAGCUAAAGAUAACAUUUCAUAUACAGUAAAAAAGAAUUUUAUAACUUUGUUAAAGAAAUUUGUUAAUAUCAUAAGAUCAUUUCACGAAAGUAGCCACAUUGAUACGGAAUUGGACUACAAAAAUUUAUUGGAAGAUAUAAGUAAGAUAAAGAAAACAGAAAAAACUACCGAGGAUAAUCAAGGUCCAGUAAAAAGUCAACAAAAUGGUAAAAAUUCAAAAAAGAAUAAGAAAAAACGUAAAAGUAUGCAAUCGGAUGCUGACGCACCAAACAUAAAGAAGACAAAAAACGGGAUAUAAAUAGAAAAUGAAUUUAUUUUUCGUAAACAAUUAUAUGUAAUUGACUUUUCGUCCUUUUGAGAUAUGAAUAAAUAUUUUGUUUAAAAGAGGUGUAUUUUCA